UAUGCGCUGAUGCUCUGUCACACGUUCGCAUCACUGUUGGCAAAACAAGUCACGCAUCAGCACAGCAAACUCCAGCACCAGACCGGCACGAUGGAUGGACCACAUAAAGACCGCAGAAUGACUCACUUGUGGAUAUUGACGUUACUGAUAUUUGCCUAACCUUUUGCACUGGAUAACUCGGUCUUUUUCAACUUCUGGAUACGGAUUGUAGAGCUGGAUCUUGUCCUACAGGAUUUGGAAGAAGGAUUAUAUUUAUUUACACUUUUUUUCUUCACUCCGUGUUGGCAAUCUCUACUUGGAAUAGGAGCGUUUUUUGGGAGGACAAAUAGAUUUUCUAAGGAUACGCACAUUAAACUCUAAAGGAUGGCCGUUUGGUUCACCUCUUUCCUCGCAAUAGUUAUAACAUUAUUUACUCAGGUUCUGGGAACAGGUGUGUUCGAGAUAGAUCUCCAUCACUUUCAGAAUUCUAAAGGUUUGCUGGCAAAUGGACUUAGUUGCAGCAGGACAGGCUGCAGGACUUUUUUCAUGGUUUGUUUGAAGAACUUCCAGACGGUGGUGUCUCCUGGAGCCUGCAGAUAUGGCAGGGCCACCACACCUGUUCUGGGUACCGACUCCUUCAGCAUCCCGCAGGACGCCAGGUUGCGUCUGCCACUCAACUUUACGUGGCCGGGUGCUUUCUCUUUGGUUAUUGAAGCCUGGUAUUCUCCUGCAGCGGAUCCGCCUGGAGAUACCACCAACCCUGAAUUCUUGAUAAGUUCUUUUACCAUCCAAAGACAGUUGGGAAUAGGGCCUGAGUGGUCCCAGGAGGUGCAGAACGGAACGCAGACGGAGCUAAGGUACUCAUACCGGUUCAUCUGCAAUGAAAAUUACUACGGGGACACUUGUUCCAAAAAAUGCUCUCCGAGAGACGACCAUUUUGGCCACUACACCUGCAAGCCUGACGGGCAAAUAGCCUGUCUACCAGGAUGGAAGGGAGAAUACUGCCAAGAACCAAUCUGUCUGGAAGGAUGUAAUGAAAGAAAUGGAAACUGUACAGCUCCUGGAGAGUGCAAAUGCAGAGAGGGCUGGCAGGGCCUUUUUUGUGAUGUGUGUAAACUCCAUCCGUCCUGUAAACAUGGUACAUGUAAAGAGCCGUGGCAGUGCACCUGCAAAGAAGGCUGGGGAGGCAUCUUUUGUGACCAAGAUCUGAAUUAUUGCACCCAUCACAAACCCUGCGCCAAUGGGGCCACAUGUAUGAACACAGGCCAGGGCAGUUACACCUGCACCUGUCUGCCAGGUUUCACUGGAGUUAACUGUGACUCCGAGGUCAGGGAGUGUGACAGCCAACCCUGUCGCAACGGAGGCCACUGCCUGGAUUUUGAGAACAGCUAUAGGUGUGUUUGCCCACAAGGGUUUGAAGGGACACACUGCGAACACAGGAUGCUUACCUGUGCAGAUACACCCUGCUUCCAUGGUGGCAAGUGCAAAGAGACAAAUAAUGGGCAGAGUUACAUCUGUGAGUGUCCACCGGGUUACACUGGACUCAACUGUGAGAGGAAAGUGGACAAAUGCACCUCACUACAAUGCUCCAAUGGCGGUCAUUGUGUGAUCCGCAAUAACCUCCAUCUAUGCAGCUGUCGGUCGGGCUUCACAGGACUUCGCUGUGAGAUCAACAUCAACGAGUGCGCCAGCAAUCCCUGUGCAAAUGGCUCUACCUGCAUAGACCGCAUCAAUGACUACACAUGCACCUGCCCUCCAGGAUACACAGGCCACCACUGUGAUAAGCUUAUAGACAGCUGUGCCUCUCAGCCCUGCCUGAAUGGAGGGACCUGCACCACAGGAGCCAAAGGCCAGCUUACCUGCAUCUGUCCAACCCCUUACAGUGGCCCUCAGUGCCAGACUAUGGAGCCAACAGCCAGGACACCCAGCCCCGACAAACACUGGGAGUCCAGUGACAAGCUAAGCUUGGCAGCCAUCAGCAUGGGAAUAGGCCUGGUGGCUGUUUUUGUGAUUUUCUGCAUGCUAAUAGUCAUAAUAUGUCACGUUAAGAAGCACAGAAAUAAGGAGCGGGACUCAGAGACAAUGAACAACCUUUCUAAGGUUGAUCUUCAGAAAGAGAACCUUAUCUCGACCCUAGAGCUUAAGAACACCAAUAAAAAGAUAGAUUUGGAGGUGGACUGUCCCAGGGAAAAGUCUAAUCACAAACAAAUCAACCACUACCACCUGGACUUCAAAACCUCCAUGGGGUACAAGGAUGAACUGUCCAUUCUGGACAAAGAUGAAAACUGUGAAAAGACAAUAGAAGACAAACGUCAUUUCAGGAGAAUGUACAGUGAAAGACCCGAGUGUCGAAUAUCAACAAUAUGCUCUUCCAGAGAUUCAAUGUACCAGUCUGUCUUCGUUAUAGCAGAGGAGAAAAAUGAAUGCAUCAUUGCAACAGAGGUAUAAUAAAUGGAAGACAUUGUUCAUUGUCAGCAUUGGAUUUCUUGUGGACUGUUUACAAAUGUAGAGAGACUUGGAUUUAUUUAAAUGUGAGUUGCUGCUCUUGAAAACUUGAUAACUGGAUGGAGCCAUGUGCUCUUUGAAUGCAAUAGAACUCAAGCUACUAAUCUUUGUGAGAAUGUAAGGACUAAAGAGACUUUGGGAAAUAAUGAGCAAAUCUGACAUCUGGAUGCGCCUUGGAUGUUUUUCCUUUCAAACCUUUUUCGGCUCCGUCCAAGUUCAUCCAAGGGCGACGGGCCAAGAUGUUUAUGCCUGCAUGUUGACUGGAAGAUUAUUAUUUCUCUGGACCCCCCUCUCCACUUAACUGCAGUAAUCAGCAAUCAACAAAUCAACUUACUGCCAACAAGCCUGUGGAAGGAGCCAGCCUUUUCAGUUUUUUGUAGCCUGCAAUGCUCUAUGCAAGCAAAAAUCAGCAUUGUGCUAAAUCACACAAGAGACAGAAACUACUGUAAACGGUUCAUUUUGAAGGCUACUUAAGGUUAUCAUUUUUGUAAAUUUAAUCCCUUUUUAUAAAGAAUGUAUGCAGCGUAGAUCACAAAGCCUUAUGUAUGUAUAAAGAAAAACAUUGUGCCCAGCCUUAUCCUGGUUCCUUUGCACAUCGAAAUGGAGGUAAUUUAAAAGAUCAGUACAUGCAAUAUGCUAUUGCACCAUGCAGGGAAACUCAUAAUAAGGCCUUGUUUUACCUUAUGCAAGAUCACCCUUAAAUAAAGAUACACAUGAAGUGACUAUCGUACCAAGGACGCCUUCAAUGGAAAUUUCUGAACCAAUAAUGUUUUGUUUUGUAAGAUUAGUAAUUCAUUUGUAAUUUAAGAAUAUGAAGCACUGAUCUUUCUCUAUGUUUUAUAAGAUUAUUUUGUAUAUACUGUAUAUUUAUAUGAUGAGAUUAGAAGUAUGACUUGUACAUCUGUUUUUAAGUUGAUGCCCCAAAAAGGUGAAUUUAUUUUUAAAGUGUUGGUGUUUUAUUUUAUUAUUAUUUUUUUGUGAUAAAAAAAAAACAAUGAAUACAUAUCUGGUACACUGUUUGUUUGUUGGUCUUCGUAUGUUGUCAAAUAGAGCUCCUAAUUUGUCUAAAUGUUGGAAUCAUCUAGAAUCUUUAAGUGUGUCAGCUGGUGUGGAUGUGGCUUCAUUGUCUAUAAUUGCAGGAAUAUCCAGAUUGGUAGCCUUUCUAAUGCCUCCAUGUCUAUAUCUUUGACAUCUGCAUCAGUGUGAUGUGAAAUCAAUGUGCUAGCAAUCAUUCAGUGGACAGUAAUGUAAUUGGCAGUAAUGUGAGGGAUUACGUAAGCAAAAAGAAAUAUAUUUUAAAAAUCUGUAUGUGAAAAUAAAGAAUCCUUGUGGUCUUUCUA
Molecule: messenger RNA, 3824 nt
Organism: Sphaeramia orbicularis (orbiculate cardinalfish)
Lineage: Eukaryota; Metazoa; Chordata; Actinopteri; Kurtiformes; Apogonidae
Product: delta-like protein 4
Exons: 11
Coding region: 364-2427 (687 amino acids)
Biological process (GO): cell communication; multicellular organism development; Notch signaling pathway
Cellular component (GO): membrane
Molecular function (GO): calcium ion binding
Source: RefSeq, a predicted model, not a curated record